CGGACUUGUAAAUCUGAUAAUAUCAGCAAGGUUGUUACAACUGUUAACAAGUUGUUACAAACUUGUUGACAACUUGGGACAAGAAGUGCGAACAGAACUUGUUGACAGACUUGCUAUAAGAAAGGCAUGAUCUUUUACUAGACAUCUGGGGAGAACAUUUUUGAACUGAUACAUCAAUAGUGAUAUAGUCCCUUCUGUGUAACAAAGUCAAAUGUUAUUUUAUCAGAUUCGUCGAGCAUUUAGAAACAUCAGAAGAACAAUAGUUGGUGUUGUGAACGUGCUGGUUUUGCUUCUUUUUGCCAUUGGGUUGUUUGCCUUGCUCGCCACAAAACUCUUUGAAAAUAGGUGAAGUUUAAUCAAACAUUAGUGUGUAUCCUUAUCUGAAAGCGCCAUCCAGUCAUAACACAGUGAUCAGAUUGUUCCAUUGUCUUGUUUUGUAAAUCCCACUGUUCUCCACACUAUGCAGUCAUUCAUUGUUCUGACUGCAACGUUAUGCAAAGGGUCUAUUGCUUGUAGUGAUGAGCACAAUAUAUUGUAUAGGGAUCAUAUUGCGACGUGCAUGUAUUUCUUAAUUUUUCAUAAUUGUUAAUAAUUGUUCUUAAUUACACUUUUUAAUGAUUCUCAAUUGUUUUAGAAAUCUUAAAGAUAUUGAUGGCAAUCCUUACUUCCACAACUUUCUCGAGUCUUACUACCAACUUUAUAUUUUUACCACAACAGCAAACAGCCCUGACGUAGGGUAAGCUAUACUUUCUUAUAUCUCCUGGACAACAACAGACUGGUAAACACGAUUGUUUAUUUAAAUCUCAAUUACUAUAUUAUUUUUGCUUAUGGUACUUAGGAUUCCUGCAUAUGACAGCAACAACUGGUUCGCGUUAUUUUUCCUCGUUUUUCUGGUCAUAUGUAUGUAUAUAUUUCUCAGUAUUUUAUUGGCUGUUGUCUAUGCUAACUACAGAAAACAUUUAAAGGUAAAACGAUCAUAAAUUUCAUUAUCUAUUUCUAAUGACUCUACGUUAGUGAUGCCUUAUUUGCACCGCUUCAAUACUGGGUUUUAUUGGGGGGUUUUCGUUGUAGUUUUCUCAACUCUCAUGUCCAGUCAAACGAGACGAAGAGUUGUAUGAGAGUUGAUUGGAGUUAUCGGUAAAACGAACAAAACUCUCAUCGACUCUCAUCAAAAUUUGAACCAGCUCAAAGUUGAUGAUGACCUCUAAGGAAUUUUGUUAGUUGUCAGUAAAAAAUGAACCCGUCAGAGACGCAUGUAUAUUUUCAUCCAGUGAACCCGUUAGAGACACGCUUAUAUUUUCAUUUUCACCCUCCCAACAGAAUGAAGUUCGUAAGUCAGUCUACCGCAAGAGACGACAAUUGAAAUUAGCGUUUGAUUUAAUCUGUGAAAAGUUGAACAAUGAAUGGGUGUUGCGAUUUGAAAGAUGGAAAUCUCUUCUUCAAGUGGUUUGCCCAAGUUACAGUCCAGGAAAAGUCAGCUUGUUAUGGCAUGUUUUGGAUCGAGAGAACAACGAUUAUAUAAGUAAACUCCUGUUUAAUUACAAAUUUUGUGAUUCAAUGAUUGAAUAUGCCCAUGUUCCACAAAUUCUUCUUCUUUGGAACAGUUUCUUCUACGGAAUUGGCCUGAAAAGGAGCAUUCGUCACCAUUGAUUUCUGUUCUUAAUAUUCUUACGUGUCAUCUUUCUGAGUUUCAUUACCUCACGUUCAUCCUAUAUCUUCCCACCUUUUCUGUAGCCUUUUUUGUUUCCCUGGAAUUAGCAUGUUAUUGUUAUUUCUCUCUUCUGUAUAUCGUAAACAGGAAUCGGGUAACUUCUCUUCAAUACAGUAUCUAUGUCAUCUCUCUCUCACAAGCCCUAGUCAUUCCUUUCGUCCCAAGGGAAAUGAAAGUGUUUUCCAUAGUAUUAUAUACAAAGUUUCUCAAUCAUCUUUCGACAAAUAUUUUGCAGAAGUUAAAGAUUUCACUAAAGUGUCAGAACUGCUCAACACUCGAGUGAUAGAAGUCAAAGAAGAGGUUCAUCUGUUUGAAAAGAUCUGUCCUACGAUUUAUUUUUCCUGGUUAAGUGUGAAGAUUAGACGAAUGGUUUGCCACAGGUACAUGGGAGGAACAAUAGGGUAGAAGGAAUGUUAGAAAGGAAUGAAUUAAGGAUUGAAACCAUGCACAACCUACAAACCACUUUUGCCGCAACAAUUUGAAAAUUUCCGUGUUUCUCAAAUGUGUUCUCAUCAAAAUCUAGUAUCAGUACGCCGACUACCGGAUUAAAAUGGAGGUUGUCUUUCACUAUCUGGAGAUUGUCCGUGAGAAGAAUAAUGUAGAAAAUUUUCCAUUCUUUGUUUUUAGAUAUUUUCUCUACUUUUUUGACGUGGUUAUAUUUGUGAACGCUGUUUUCAUCGCACUAUCCCUGGAGAUGGCGGAGGCCGCAUUUCUCUUGCUUUUCAACAUUGAGCUCUUUUUAAAAUUCUACACAUAUGGCUGCAGAGAGUUCUUCGUGAACUUCUGGAACACGUAAGUCCAUGUAUAUACGUCCUUUUUGUUUCACUAAAUAUUGCCAUGUUGAUGGCAGAAUGGUUAGUGCAAACAUAACGUGCCUCUAAAGCCUUGGACGAACUAGGAAACAUUGUUGCGAAAACAUUGUUUCCUGCCAAUGUUUCGCCAUGUUUCCCACGGUAGGCAAACACUAGGAAACAAUGUUUCCGCAACAAAAAUCGCACUUGGGAAACAUGAAAUGUUUCUGAAUUUGAUAGGAAACAUUUCUGCUUCUCGGGAAGCAAAUUGUGUUUCUGCAACGAUGUUUCCACGGGUGGGCAAACACAGAAACGCUUGAGGAAACAUGGCGAAUCACAAUGUUUCCGCAACAAUGUUUCUUAGUUUGACCAAGGCUUAAGGCUCCAACCUCUGGCUCGACACAGAUUUUCUAUUACCUCCCACAUCAACAACGCUGGAUCAAUACUGUAAGAUCUCAAAGAUAUAGAUUAGAAAUUACGGGAACCACUGAGUAUUUUAAAAAAAAUACAAAACAACAACAACUCUGAAAAGGAACAUUUUUAAUUAAUAUAGUUCUAGCUUUCGACUAUGACGACUAAAACAUAGUCGAAAGUUAAAACUAUAUUAAAAAUGUUCCUUCUCGGAGUUAUCGUUGUUUUGUAUUUUGAUGUAGAUUAGCUAAAGGUAAUUUCGUUCAGUUGUCUUGCAUGAUCGUUGUUUCUUAAUUAUUCAUCUAUUAUAGAUUUGAUUUUUUUAUCAUCGGAGGUGCAACCAUAGCGUUUAUUGUCGAGUUGUCUACUGAUUCAGGUAUACGCAUUGAUCUAAUAGGGGUAUACGUCAUAAAAAGCAGCAUAAAUGAAUUCAAUGUAUGUCUGCAAUCAGUCUAAUCAUCGAAUGGAAAUGUGACAUAACAAAUAAUGAUCUAUUGUGUAGACGUCGUUUUAUAGAUAGUGACAUGAGAGUGAUGAGACUCUUUUUCUCUUCAGUGACAGCAAGUCAAGCUGCAGUGGACUUUCUCAUGAUUCUUCGAGUCUUACGAAUGAUUAAAGUUAUGGGGUCAAUUGAAAGGUAAUGAACAUUUUAAAUGCUUGCAAUGGUGAGAACACUCCUAGACCUAAUUCUUGAUGGACAAUGGAUAAAGAAUAAAGAUCAAUUAACUAAAUUUAGUUUGGUUUAUUGAGCUUCUCACUCAUUGAUGAGCGAAUUUCCCAACACAGGCUGUUGCUCAAUAGAUAGGGGGUCCGAGGUACCUACGAUUUUUAAGGUAGCUUUUUCCCCACAGUUUUAUAUUAAGACCUUGAGCAGAAGUCCAACCGAGAACUGAACCCGAGUCCGAAAGUCUUGAAAGGCAAGCGUGAAAAGCAAGACUAUCUGCAUUAUUUCUUGGAAAGAAAUUAAAUAGAAACUCUUCCAACAGCACAGAGAAAAGCAUUGAUAAGAUCAGACAAUUUGGAAUUGUUAGACAAGAAAAAAUCGACAAUAUUAUUUUUCAAAUUUGUAGGUUCAAAGUUGUGGUGAACACGGUUAUGCAGAUAGGGCCAUCCAUUGCCAUAUAUGGAGGAAUUGUGUUUGUAAGAGAUCCAGAUGAUUUUAAAAACAUUGUUUGUUUCUUUCUUUUUCUGUCUUCAAUCAACUUCAACUUUCUUUUAGAUCUUGUUUUAUAUGUAUGCAAUACUGGGCAUGGAAUUAUUCCAAGGCAGAAUCAGAAUGCUUGGCUAUCCAAAUGCCACCACGAAUACGACUGAGUUAUUCUGUGGAGAUGUGAAGUUAAAGAAUUCUGAAUUUUAUAACGAACAUUAUUGUGGAGAUAAUUUUAACAAUAUUUUGAAAUCUCUAAAAAUUUUAUUCGACUUGAUGGUUGUCAAUCAAUGGCACAGUAUCCUUUGAUUUCUAUCAGUUUUAAGUUGUUUUUCCUUGAGGUCCAGUAAUGACAUCCUUGAGGUCCCCAAUUGGUCCGAUGUUAUUUAACUCACAAGUGAUUGAGGCAAAAUUAUAAUCAGACAAGUGCAUAUUGUAAGAAUCAAACCCCAGUCACAGAGAUGGAGGGCAGAUGCACUGACUAUUGUGCCAUCAAAUUUUAUCUCAACCCCGAGCAGUUUUUGUGAGGUUUGUUUUGAUUCCUUAAUCAACAUUGUACAGUUUUAACUCAAGGUUUUGUGUUGGUGACUAGCAAGGCUGCUAGACUAUACUUUGUCUCGUUUCAUCUCACUUGCGUUAUACUUGUUUUAAAGUACGUGACUGUAUAAUUCAUUUUGAUCGAACAAUCGCUCGCUAAUCGUCCUGUCAAUAUUUUUUCUCCUGUAAUAUUAUAAUACAUUAUUUUUGCAGCAUAUUUGUGGCGUUUAUCAUCGAAGCCUUCAUGCUCCAGUACACAUUUUCUCAAGGAAAAUUUGAAUCUGAACUUGAGAAAGUUAUUCAAGAAAAAGGAGUUGGCAUUGGAAUGUAAGUAAAAAUUCUUCCUUUUCUCUAUUUAUCUUUGUUUUGCGUUGUUUUCGAUUUACUUAUUUCAUUCCACUUCCCUUUAAUUCACUUUCACAAUACUUUUGCUUUUGUAUUGCCUUGUUUUCUUACUCUAAGUCUACUUUACUUCACUUAAAUGUUUUCUUCAUAUUAAUCACUAAUACGGUCAGAUGUUGACGCCAUGUCAUACACUCUAUUUUUAGGGAUCCUCUUGACUUCCUCCUCUUGACUUCCUCCUGAGUACCCUUAUGCCUUUCACACAAUAUCUCUUCGAUAUUCGAAAUAAAAUGAAUUAAUUAUCCACGUAUUAUUGCAAGAAUUAAUUAUCCAUGCAUUUAUCAAAGCAUUAUCGCGAUUGUCGCAUUUUUCGUUUGAUACUUCAAUUGGACGUCACUUUGUCAGUUUCUUGACAUGUGUUUCUUGUUUUUCUAUUGAUUUGGUUAAACAUUUCAACGUGAAUGAAAAAUUUAUUUUAUUAAAGAAUUCUUCGGAUCGGAUCGGAUUGGAAUACUUUAUUACAACUCGGAUCGGAUCGGAUUCGGAUUAGACAAUUUCGGAUCGGAUCGGAUUUUAAACAUUAGCCAAUUGUCGGAUUAUAAACGCCCAAUCCGAUCCGAUGCACACCUCUAUCGUCCUUCUUUUGGUGUAUUUUUCCUCACUUGACUGAAUCUUCAUCUACAUUCUAUUCUGGGCAUCCUCUUCUCUUAGAUUUCGUAUCUUCCCACAAUAUCUCUCCAUCUCAUCUCCUUUAUCUCCCAAGUCCUUCUUUUAGGUGUCUCUUUACUAACUUGACUGGACCUUCCUCUACACUCUAUAUUGGGCAUCUUCUUCCUCUAGUUUUGUUACCAUCACAACCACCGCCAUCAUCUUUGUUUUGAUUCGGAUUGAAGCCCGAAACAAGAAUGAAUGCGUGUUUACCAUUACGAAACGAUCAAGUUCUGUUUCAUCGUUACCAUCCCUCAUCACAAUCACCGUUGUACCAUCACCAUUACCACCAAACCAUCAUGACCAUCUUCUAAAUCAUCACCCUCCGGUCUCGUUUGGUAAUUUUCUCCAUCUCAUCCUCUGUUUCCAACGGUUCGUUGCCCUCAAUUUUGUGUCAUCAUGCUAACCUGACUGGAUCUUCUUUUUCUCUUCAAUUACGAACCAUCGCAUUCUCGCUUCUCUAAACCGCAUUUCUACUUCAGGACACCAAUCACAGAACGAAGUCGUACAGGAACGACUCUAAGUGUAGACCUAGAAACAGCCAAUGGAGACCUUCAGCGAACGCCAAGCCAGAUCAGAGUGCAAGAAUACGCCAUGAACCAGGAGAAACGAUAUCGUUUGAUGGAAAAUCAGAUAAAGACUGCAGAAAAUUUACUUCAACAAAUGUUUGAGGACGAGAUUGGAUCUGAAGACAUGGGCCCUCAAACCUUGAAUGAAAUUGAAGAACUUGAACCAGUGGAAGUGGACUGGGAGAAAAUGACUUUUGAUACCAUUGGAUAAAACCCGAGACAUCAGAAAAUGUCAAUACAGCAGAUGUGGUCAACUUCAGAAGACUAAACAUCUAGAUUCUAUUUAUUUGGUUCAAAGUAUCAGACUACUAUAUAUAAUGAAAAUAAUUAAGGCUUACACUUCAGUAAAACCCCGCAUAAAAGAACCAGUGGGUUAAGAACUACCAGCCUGAAAUUUGGGCAAUAGCCCUUUCCCCUUUUAAGUGAAAUUUUGAUCUAGACUAGCCUGGACAAAAAUUUCAUCACAGCUUGAAAGAGCAUCACAAAAUUAGUAAUAUUCCAAAGUUUUGUUGCGAAAUGUUGUAAAAUGCGGAUAAUAUAGCCGUGCUAAGUUUGCCAUUUUUCAGUCAGUUUGCAUUACAAAUGGGAAAUUGAUAAUCAGUUAGAUCAUCUGAUUAUCAAUUUCCCGUUUGUAAUCUAAAAUGACUGAAAAACGGCAAACUUCGCAAGGCUAUAUUAUCCGCAUUUUACAACAUUUUGCAACGAAACUUCGG
Molecule: messenger RNA, 6929 nt
Organism: Paramuricea clavata
Lineage: Eukaryota; Metazoa; Cnidaria; Anthozoa; Malacalcyonacea; Plexauridae
Source: the annotation of a GenBank genome assembly